GCUACUGCUCGCUCUGGCUGCUGCCGCCGCCGCCGCCACCACCGCCGCCACCACCACAGCUCUCUUCUGCUGCGGGGCCACAGCCUUGAGUGUCAUUCAAGGGACAGCACAACCUCACCCAAGCUCUCCUACCUCUGCCCAGCCGUCCCUGUCAUCCUCCCCCUUCCUCGUCCACACUCCAUCCAAAGAAGAGGGAAAGCACCGAACAGAGGCGGGAGGAAGGCAAAGUCUGCUCUUCUCACCUCUUGGCCCCCUGGCUCCUCCAUCCUCAUUCUCUCAGCACCAACUCCCCUACCCCAAAGGAAUCCCUCAGGAGCUGAGGCGACUCACCCCACUGCCAUGUCCAAAAGCUUGAAAAAGAAAAGCCACUGGACUAGCAAAGUCCAUGAGAGUGUCAUUGGCAGGAACCCGGAGGGCCAGCUGGGCUUCGAACUGAAGGGGGGCGCCGAGAAUGGACAGUUCCCCUACCUGGGGGAGGUGAAGCCCGACAAGGUGGCCUAUGAGAGCGGCAGCAAGUUGGUGUCUGAGGAACUGCUGCUGGAAGUAAACGAGACCCCCGUGGCGGGGCUCACCAUCAGGGACGUGCUUGCCGUGAUCAAACACUGCAAGGAUCCCCUCCGGCUCAAGUGUGUCAAGCAAGGAGGAAUUGUUGAUAAGGAUCUUCGUCACUACCUCAACUUACGAUUUCAGAAGGGUUCUGUGGACCACGAACUUCAGCAAAUCAUUCGUGACAACCUCUACCUCCGCACGGUGCCAUGCACCACAAGGCCACAUAAGGAGGGUGAGGUUCCUGGAGUGGACUAUAUUUUCAUCACUGUUGAAGAUUUUAUGGAAUUGGAGAAAAGUGGUGCUCUCCUAGAAAGUGGGACUUAUGAAGACAAUUACUACGGUACCCCAAAGCCUCCAGCAGAACCAGCACCAUUGUUACUAAAUGUAACAGACCAGAUACUUCCUGGAGCCACUCCAAGCACUGAAGGAAAACGAAAAAGGAAUAAAUCAGUGAGCAACAUGGAGAAAGCAAGCAUAGAGCCUCCGGAGGAGGAAGAGGAAGAGAGGCCUGUGGUCAAUGGAAAUGGAGUAGUAGUAACACCAGAAUCCAGUGAACAUGAAGACAAGAGUGCAGGUGCCUCAGGGGAGACACCCUCCCAGCCUUACCCUGCACCAGUGUAUAGUCAGCCCGAGGAGGUGAAGGAAGAGAUGGAUGAUGCCAAGCCAACUAAACCUGAAGAACAUGAGGAAUCAGACGCAUUGCCUGAUAACUGGGAAAUGGCCUAUACGGAGAAGGGUGAAGUCUACUUCAUUGACCAUAACACAAAGACAACAUCAUGGCUGGAUCCACGACUUGCGAAAAAGGCUAAACCUCCAGAAGAAUGCAAAGAAAAUGAGCUUCCAUAUGGCUGGGAAAAAAUCGAUGAUCCCAUAUAUGGCACUUAUUAUGUUGACCACAUAAAUAGAAGAACACAGUUUGAAAACCCUGUCCUGGAAGCAAAAAGGAAGCUACAGCAGCAUAACAUGCCCCACACAGAACUUGGAACAAAGCCCCUGCAGGCCCCAGGCUUCCGAGAAAAACCACUCUUUACCCGGGAUGCAUCCCAGCUGAAGGGAACAUUUCUCAGCACCACACUGAAAAAGAGCAACAUGGGGUUUGGAUUUACCAUCAUUGGUGGAGAUGAGCCUGAUGAGUUUCUGCAGGUGAAAAGCGUGAUUCCCGAUGGGCCUGCAGCACAGGACGGAAAAAUGGAAACGGGUGAUGUCAUUGUCUAUAUUAAUGAAGUUUGUGUCCUUGGACACACUCAUGCAGAUGUAGUCAAACUUUUCCAGUCUGUUCCUAUUGGUCAGAGUGUCAACUUAGUGUUGUGUCGUGGCUACCCUUUGCCCUUUGAUCCUGAAGAUCCUGCUAACAGCAUGGUACCACCCCUUGCAAUAAUGGAGAGGCCACCUCCAGUGAUGGUCAAUGGAAGACAUAACUAUGAAACAUAUUUGGAGUACAUUUCUCGGACCUCACAGUCGGUUCCAGAUAUAACAGAUCGGCCGCCUCAUACUUUGCACUCAAUGCCAGCUGAUGGUCAGCUAGAUAGCACGUAUCCACCACCUGUCCAUGACGACAAUGUAUCUAUGGCUUCAUCUGGGGCCACCCAAGCUGAACUUAUGACCUUAACCAUUGUGAAAGGUGCCCAGGGCUUUGGCUUCACCAUUGCAGACAGUCCUACAGGACAGCGGGUGAAACAAAUACUUGACAUUCAGGGAUGCCCUGGCCUGUGUGAAGGCGACCUCAUUGUUGAGAUCAACCAGCAGAAUGUACAGAACCUGAGCCAUACGGAAGUAGUGGAUAUACUUAAGGACUGUCCCAUUGGAAGCGAGACUUCUUUGAUUAUCCAUCGAGGAGGUUUCUUUUCUCCAUGGAAAACUCCAAAGCCUGUAACGGACCGAUGGGAGAAUCAAGGCAGUCCUCAAACGAGUUUAUCUGCUCCGGCCAUACCGCAGAACCUGCCUUUCCCACCCGCCCUUCACAGGAGUUCCUUUCCUGACUCAACAGAGGCCUUUGACCCAAGGAAGCCUGACCCAUAUGAGCUCUACGAGAAAUCUAGAGCCAUUUAUGAAAGUAGGCAACAAGUGCCACCAAGGACCAGUUUUCGAAUGGAUUCCUCUGGUCCGGAUUACAAGGAGCUGGAUGUUCACCUUCGCAGGAUGCAGUCUGGAUUUGGCUUCAGAAUCCUCGGGGGAGAUGAGCCUGGACAGCCUAUUUUGAUUGGAGCCGUCAUUGCCAUGGGAUCAGCCGACAGAGACGGCCGCCUACACCCAGGAGACGAGCUCGUCUAUGUGGAUGGGAUUCCAGUGGCUGGCAAGACCCACCGCUAUGUCAUCGACCUUAUGCACCAUGCAGCCCGGAACGGGCAGGUCAACCUCACUGUGAGAAGAAAGGUGCUAUGUGGAGGGGAGCCCUGCCCGGAGAACGGGAGGAGUCCAGGCUCCGUGUCGACCCACCACAGCUCUCCUCGCAGCGACUACGCAACCUACACCAACACCCACACCAACAGCAGCGCCUCUCCCCCCGAAGGCUUCGCCUCCCACAGCCUGCAGACCAGUGACGUGGUCAUUCACCGCAAAGAGAACGAGGGCUUCGGCUUUGUCAUCAUCAGCUCCCUGAACAGGCCAGAGUCCGGAUCCACCAUAACUGUGCCACAUAAAAUUGGACGCAUCAUUGAUGGGAGUCCCGCAGAUCGCUGUGCAAAACUAAAAGUGGGAGACCGGAUCUUAGCAGUGAAUGGCCAGUCUAUCAUCAACAUGCCUCACGCUGACAUCGUGAAGCUCAUCAAGGAUGCAGGUCUUAGUGUCACCCUUCGCAUCAUUCCUCAGGAGGAGCUCAACAGCCCAGCCUCGGCACCCAGCUCAGAGAAGCACAGCCCCCUGGCCCAGCAGCACAGCCCCCUGGCCCAGCAGAGCCCUCUGGCCCAGCCCAGCCCGGCCACCCCCAACAGUCCUGUCGCCCAGCCAGCUCCCCCUCAGCCACUUCAGCUGCAAGGACAUGAAAACAGUUACAGGUCAGAAGUAAAAGCAAGGCAAGACGUGAAACCAGAUAUCCGACAGCCUCCGUUCACGGACUACAGGCAGCCCCCACUGGACUACCGGCAGCCCCCAGGAGGGGACUAUCUGCAAGCCCCGCCCUUGGACUACAGGCAGCCCUCCCCUGACACCAGGCAGUUCCCUCUGUCAGACUACAGGCAGCCCCAGGAUUUUGAUUAUUUCACUGUGGACAUGGAGAAAGGAGCCAAAGGAUUUGGAUUCAGUAUUCGUGGAGGAAGGGAGUACAAAAUGGAUUUGUACGUGUUGAGAUUGGCAGAAGAUGGGCCAGCAAUAAGAAAUGGAAGGAUGAGGGUAGGAGAUCAGAUCAUUGAAAUCAAUGGGGAGAGCACCAGAGACAUGACACACGCCAGAGCAAUAGAGCUCAUCAAAUCUGGAGGAAGAAGAGUCAGGCUACUGCUGAAGCGCGGGACGGGGCAGGUCCCAGAGUAUGACGAUUCCAGCUCCUGGAGUUCUCCCGCUGCCGCCUCCCCAGGUCUGCCGGAAGUAGGCGUCUCCCUCGAGGACAUCCUCUCUCCAUUCUCUCCAUCACAUCCAGCCCCACCAUCCGACCCUAACAACCAGAUAAGCCCAGACCCAACUUGGGAUAUCAAAAGGGAACACGACGUUAGGAAACCAAAGGAGCUUUCAGCCGGCAGCCAGAAGAAGCAGCGCCUCGGGGAGCAGAGCGAGCUUUCGGCAAGCCCGCAGAGGGCCGUGCAGCCGAGGCUCACGGAGGUGCCUGGUGGCCAGGGGCAGCCUGAGGCCAGCAGGCCCUCCUCAGAGGCCAGGGCACCCGGGCCCACAGCAGUGGACGCAGCGCGGGCCAGCAGCAAGGAGGGGCUGCAUGUCACAGUGGGCCCCGAGCUUGGCCGGCGCGAAGGCCCUGGAGUGGCACCUGCGUUUGUGGGCCCAGGCCGCGGCAGGGGUGUGCGGGAGGCUGAGGGCAGGGCAGGCACACGUGUGGGGCCCAGGCCCCCGGGGGGAACCCCUGCGCGCAAGGCUGCUGUCGCGCCAGGGCCCUGGAAGGUGCCAGGCUCCGACAAGCUGCCGGGCAUCCUCAAACCCGGCGCCUCGGCUGCAGGCAGAUGA
Molecule: messenger RNA, 4653 nt
Organism: Balaenoptera acutorostrata (minke whale)
Lineage: Eukaryota; Metazoa; Chordata; Mammalia; Artiodactyla; Balaenopteridae
Gene: MAGI2
Product: membrane associated guanylate kinase, WW and PDZ domain containing 2
Exons: 22
Coding region: 340-4653 (1437 amino acids)
Biological process (GO): signal transduction; receptor clustering
Cellular component (GO): dendrite; cytoplasm
Molecular function (GO): signaling receptor complex adaptor activity; beta-1 adrenergic receptor binding; SMAD binding
Source: RefSeq, a predicted model, not a curated record